UUUGUUGGGUUGUCAGUUUCCGGUCUUGUCAACUAUUCGCGUGCGCUGGCAGCAUCGCAAUCUUCUCACCAUAAUAAGCCUUGUUCUAUGAUACAGAACAAGCUUUCUUCCUCCAGAUCUGAAGAUUGCCAAUUAAACAUUAGCAUUUUUUUGGUGUUUUUAGUAGAAAUAACAGGAAAUAAUAUCGCAGUGCUGGUGCAUACGAGGCUAUCGACAAUUCGCUGAUUGUUGAGGUUAGUGUGCACUUUUGACAAGUGUGAGUUUGCUGGAUGGGCCCCCUGGACAAUUAGCAGCAACGGCUCUUGACAUCGGGACAGCACAGGGGGCUCUCGAUCACGGACUUGCCCAACAAUGGACAACUACGUGCAGAUCAAAGACAUGCGACCGGGACUGAAGAACAUCAACGCGGUGUUCAUAGUGCUCGAAGUGGGGCCCAUGACUCUGACGAAAGAAAACCGCGAAGUGCGGACUGUGAAAGUGGCGGACGCGUCAGCGUGCAUCAACACCAGCGUUUGGGACGAAACGGGCCAACUGCUCAACCCUGGAGACAUCGUGCGGCUGACCAAGGGCUACCUGAACAUCUGGCGCAACUGUCUCACCCUCUACACGGCCAAGGGUGGCGAGAUGCAGAAAAUCGGCGAGUUUUGCAUGGUGUUCAAUGAGCAGCACAACGUCUCCGAACCGAACUUGUUCGCACAAGUGGUCGGGGGGCCCGCCCAGAACAAUUUGGCGCUGAACAACGGCACGAACAAUGGUGCCGGCCGGGUGGGGCCCUCCACCGCUCAAGGCGGCGCAGUUACCACAACCAGUGCCCCGAUUCCGCUGAACAAUGUGCUGGGGGCUGGCAAGCCUGCUGCAAACAGCACCAACAAUGUGGCCAGGGCUUCGGGUAGUGCGGGCGCCCCUUCCUCUAAUGCCAACGAUGCCAAGAGGCAAAGGGGCUCGAGAGGCGGCCAGCAUCGGAAUAGGCAUACGCGGACAUAAGAGUGUGUGUUUUUCGCAGUGAUGCUCUUUAGAAUUAUGUGUUAACAGGGGAAACGCCCUAAUGAACGCUCUGUGUAAAAACUUUCCUAAUUAAUCGCCCUGGAUAGAAUGGGGGAAUCCGAAUUAUUCUCAGCUGGAGGCAGGUUUUAUCGGUUUCUUGCCCAUUUACGUGGUCGUAUGUUAUGUGUGUAGUUAAGCGGACUAUUACUGAUGGUGAUGGUGCGCAAUUAACUCUAAUGGACUUGAUAGUUUUCCAGUCAAUUAUGUGAUUAUGACCAUCGGUGGUAACAGAUCCGGAACGGGUAGAUGUUGCCCCUUGAUACCGCCCUAUAUCGAAUGACCUUUGCGAAUUCGUUAAUUGUUUCCGGCUAAAAAUAGUCGCGUUUCCAGUUUAGCGAAGAUCGAUAUUGCGCUCUUUUAAUAGAUCCGACUAGUUAAAGUGGCCGUGCCCAGCAGAGGCCUGUUAUGUUUUCGUCGACGUCGUCGCCGAGAUGAAAAGCUCAAGUUUGACCUCGUCGUUACCAGAUUUAGAACGUGAAGCGCGACGAACGCCGUCGAAAGCCCAUUAGUUCGAAUACGCUCGCCACAGUGCGACGAUUGAUCGUUAGUGCGGUUCCAUCUGGCAACUGG
Molecule: messenger RNA, 1614 nt
Organism: Dendroctonus ponderosae (mountain pine beetle)
Lineage: Eukaryota; Metazoa; Arthropoda; Insecta; Coleoptera; Curculionidae
Product: SOSS complex subunit B homolog
Exons: 2
Coding region: 352-984 (210 amino acids)
Biological process (GO): double-strand break repair via homologous recombination; mitotic cell cycle checkpoint signaling; response to ionizing radiation
Cellular component (GO): SOSS complex
Molecular function (GO): DNA binding
Source: RefSeq, a predicted model, not a curated record